Messenger RNA from Vigna unguiculata (cowpea), 1489 nucleotides. RefSeq names its product F-box/FBD/LRR-repeat protein At1g16930-like. The record is from RefSeq and is a predicted model, not a curated record. NCBI's taxonomy places the organism in Eukaryota, Viridiplantae, Streptophyta, Magnoliopsida, Fabales, Fabaceae. Gene Ontology annotation, molecular function: protein binding.
CUUGAAAGUGGAGAAUGUAUUUGAUUUAUUUGGUGGUCACUUGAGGCUAUGAUCCGGUUUAAACAUUGCAUAACUUGCUUAGAGCUGAUAUUGAGAAACAUGUAAUCCCUUGGAAGUGGUUGACAUGUUUAGUUUCUGGUGAUAAAGAUUAAGGGGAAUGAAGGUCAAUGGGUGAGUUACUUCUUUGAAGAAGCUGAAGCAUUACUAGUUGGGAGCCUAUAAAACGCAUUUUAUUUACCAUUGUAGAGUAUCACCCUUUGCACUCUAUGUGUUUGACACAAUGACUGAUAGAAUAAGCAGUUUACCAGAUGAGGUGCUAUGUUACAUUCUCUCUUUUCUUCCCACCAAACUAUCAGUCUCAACAAGCAUUCUCUCCAAAAGGUGGAGACCUCUCUGGCGCUCUGUUCCUGCUUUCGACUUUUUCAUUGGACAGCCAGAGUCAGACUCUUUUAUUUCCAUAUGCACAUUCAUCCUCGCCAGGAAUUUAGAACAACCCAUCAAAAGAUUCUGUUUCUGCAUUGAUGCUUCUGAAGAAAAGCUGUUUACUGAUGAUCAAAUAAACUCAUUUGUUAGAGCUGCUGUGUCCGCAGGCAGAGUUCAAUAUCUUCAUCUAAAUCUCUCUAAUACUUUAAUUCAUUUGUCAUCUGACCUACUUUGCUGCAAAACUCUUACAGCUCUCAAAUUGGAUUUUGUGGCAUUAAAAACCCCCUUUCCUUUGGGUGAUUUAACUCUACUUAAAGUCCUACACCUUUUUUCUGUUACGAUUUUAGAUGGUAAUUCCCUUCCACAACUUCUUUCUGCAUGUCCUAAUGUUGAGGACUUGAAAGUUAAGACUGUAUCCAGUGACUACGAGGCUAUGGGUGAGUUUAAACGAUUGCCUAACUUGCUUAGAGCUGUUAUUGAGAAUGAUGUAAUCCCCUUGGAAGUGGUUUACAAUGUUCAGUUUCUAGAAGUUGAGGUCUGCCAGAAACCGAAACAUGAUCAAGUUCCCAUGUUUCAUAAUUUAACUCGCCUUAAAAUCAGUCGUAAUUGCACUUUUUAUGACGAUGAUCUUAAUCUUACCAUAUAUGUGUUCGAAGUGAUGAAGCUUUGUCCCAAGCUUCAAAAUCUUUCCAUUGAUCUCAUGAGAGUUUAGAUAACAUUGAUGAUUAUAGCUUCUCACAACGGGUUCCGACAUGCAUCUCAUCCCACCUCAAAACAUGUCUAUUAAAGAAUAUUGGAAGUCAUAUAGAGUUUCAAUUUGCAAAAUAUAUUAUGGAGAAUGCAAGAUUUUUGAAAGACAUGAUAAUCUGCUCUCCCACUGAAGAGUUUGACAUGAUAAAAGAACUGGCAUUCUGUUCAAGGCUCUCUCCAACUUGUAACCUUUCAUUUAAAAAGUUUUAACUUGUUUCUAUUUGUGCAUGUGGUUCAACUAUUUAUUGUCUUUGUAUAUUGUUUAUCGAACUUUAUUUUCUCCUGUGAAAUUUGUGUCAUACAUUGAUCACUAGCU